UUUUAUUUUUUUAUGUGAUUCUGAAUUUUUUAUGUUUUGUGUUGGCGUUACUAACUUGUCUUUUAAUUCUGUCUACUCUUGUCUUCUUAAGUUCUUAUUUUUUUAUUAUGUUUUUUUUAUUUUUUAUCCUUUUAACUUUUUUUUGUUUUAUACGUAAUUCUGAAUUUUGUGUUUUUAUGUUUUUACUUGUCUUUAAUUCUGAUUUUUCUGCCUUUUUAAAUUCUUAUUUUUGUGUUUUUUCUUUAUUAUAAUUUACGAUUUUUUGUAUUUUCUGGUCGUUUUAUUUUGAAUAUUUUCUUAGUCUUUUUCAGAAUUUUUAUUUUUCUUUAUUCUGAUUUACGUUCUUUAAUUCUUCUUUCUAUUCCUUUAACUCUCUCAUUUUAUAUCUUUUUCCUUUUUUGUUGUUUUUCUACGAUUUUGUUUGUUGUUUUGAUGUUUGUUUGUAUAUUUUUAAAUUUUGUUCUCACUAUUCUUUUUACUGAUUUUUUUUAUUUUUUUACUUAAUUUUGAUUUUUUAUUAUUUAGUUUUAAUUAUUCUUUUCAAGCUCGUCACCAUUUACGUUUCUACGAUGCCCGAGUAAUUACCGUCAAACAGCCUUCACUUGCUGACAUUGCAAGGGCUUUAAACAAUGCUUUUGCUCUCUCCCUUAUUACACAUCAAGGUUCACCUGAAAUUUCAACACUUUCGCUUGAAAAUAUGGGACCUGAAUUGAAAGAUGCUUUGCGCAAUUUGUUGAAUUCAACAAAAAUUUUUGUUCACUAUUUGGGAUGGAAUUCUCGAUAUGAUGAAUGGCUUAUGCUUCACAAAAUUCGUGUUGAUGAAAAAGAUGAACGUCAAAGUGCCCAACAAGUUGAAAAUCAUUUAAUUAAAUCUAGUGGCAGUAAUAAUUUGCCGCCUCAAUUACUUGCUGCGGCGUUGGAUUGGUGUGCUAGUCCAGAAGGAAUUCCUUCACUUGCUUUACUACCAAGUGCCCAAUCUUCCGAGCAACGUCCUCGCCGUCUUUCUUCUUCAGCACUAGCCAAAGUAACAACAACAACCGUUUCUUCUGUUGCAGAUAGUGUCAAUAAUAUACAAAUAGUGCCUAGAAGGCAAAGUACAAGUUGUUCUACCUCUACAAGUUCUACAAUGGAUUAUAGAAGUCCUUUGAAUCCUUUUGCGAAUCAUCACGCUCCUCCACCUUCGUCUUCAUCCUCUUCUUCCUCUAAUGAUGUGACAUUUAUAGCUCCACUACCGGCGUCGCAUUCACUUGGAAAAUUUACUAUUCCACACUUGCCUGUUGUUCCAUCCACUGUUUCUGAAGCACCAUCUACUACGUGUACAACAACAACAAUUUGUUUAACUCCAAAUAAUCAAAUAAACUUAAACGUUGAACAUUCUCAUAAUGAUGAUAUUAUUGUUAAAAAAGAUGAGGAAAAAGUUGAAGAAGAAAACGAUAAAAAUAGCCAAAAAUAUCAUUUAUCGCCUAAAAAUAUUUCUCCUAUAGUUACAACAACAAAAGUCAAAACAUUCACUUCAUCGCCUACAAAAAUUCAUUUGCUUUCCAAUAUAAAGGUUUAUUCCAAUGUGACAACUUGCCCUGUAACAACAACUUUUCUUCCCACAACAACAACAACUACUACUACUCCACCAAUUACUACAACUAAUUCCUCUCUUUCUACUACAACAACUUCUACUACUAAUUGCUUCCUUCAACAACAACAAAUUGUCUCGCAACAAAAUGAUAACAACCCCCAACAAAAACAACAAUUUUUAGUUGAUGAUAAAGCCAGUGUUAAUUUUGAAAUAAUUUCUCCCUCCUCCUCUUCAUUAAUAGGGGAGAAAGGUUUAUUAGUAGAACCACAACAAUUAUUAUUAAAUUUAACUCCUCAACAAACAACAAUUUUAGAGGAGGAAGUAAAGCCUGAGACAAUCUUUCCUAUUCAACAACAAUAUUUCGGACAUGUUCAAGGGGAAGACAAUAGUGUAUUCCGUUUAUCGCCACCACCAGCCCCGCCUAUUUUAAAAAUAAAAGAAGAGGAGAAAGUUUAUGGAGAUUUUGAGUUUGAGAAGGAUUCGAUUGAGGAUAAAGCCAAAAUUACUUUACCAAUUAAUGAAAGUACUUCUAUCUCACUUGAUGUUACACCUCCUAAAAAUAAUACAGUACAAAUUCAACCACCAUGGGCACCAAAGAAGCGAAAAAGUGGAGAAUCUAUUAUUGCUGGUGCUAUGAGUCCUCCGCCUAAUAAAUUGGCAAAAAAUCACUUAAAAUCCCCUGUCAGACCGACAAUUUCCUCUGCUACUUUGUUGAGUAAUUUUACAUCUCCCACGCGUUCUCCACUUGUUGGGACAAAUGAAGCAACUUCGGAUGAUGAAGAGGAGAAUACAUUUGAAGGUAUUCACAGUGAAAGUCUUCAUUGUUUACGACAACGUUUACUUCACAAAAUGGAAUCAGAACAUUUAUUUGAUAAUGAUGAUUUUGUUGGAUUGCCUAAUUUAGAUGAAAUGCUGGAAAAUUGUAGUGAAGACCCUGACCAACAAGUCAGGCUUAUUGAACAAAGAAUGCGUGAAUUACACAGCAUAUUUAGUGAAAAUAAAACAAAACUUGGCGAAUUGGAAAAACAAAAUCGGCGACGACGUAAAAAAGAGCAGCAAUCAUCAAUAUCUUCAUCUCCAGCAUCACGUUCUAAUAUUAUAAUUGGAGGUGGUAAUGUUGAGAAUAUUUGA
Messenger RNA from Meloidogyne enterolobii, 2704 nucleotides. NCBI's taxonomy places the organism in Eukaryota, Metazoa, Nematoda, Chromadorea, Rhabditida, Meloidogynidae. The record is from the annotation of a GenBank genome assembly.